Hyla sarda is the source of this 549-nucleotide messenger RNA. RefSeq names its product churchill domain containing 1 (gene CHURC1). Gene Ontology annotation, biological process: positive regulation of DNA-templated transcription; fibroblast growth factor receptor signaling pathway; multicellular organism development. NCBI's taxonomy places the organism in Eukaryota, Metazoa, Chordata, Amphibia, Anura, Hylidae. The transcript is spliced from 4 exons. The record is from RefSeq and is a predicted model, not a curated record. Gene Ontology annotation, molecular function: zinc ion binding. The coding region runs from base 119 to 457 and encodes 112 amino acids.
GAAUACUAUCCCGGAACAACGUAGUGUCUGUACGCUUCCUGCGUAGAGCCUGUCCGUCCAGGCUGUGAUUUACGAAACUUACGUUGUGAAGAGCGUAUCGGGCGCAGUAGGCAUCGCUAUGUGCGGGGGCUGUGUGCAGCAGGAGUACCCGGACCGGGGUAACACGUGUUUGGAGACCGGAUCCUUUCUGCUAAAUUAUGUGAGCUGUGCAAAAUGCAAUACGCGAGACUUUGUGCUCAUCGCUAACAAAACAGCGGAUGAAGAGGAUGGAGAAGAGAUUAUUACAUUUGAUCAUAUGUGCAAAAACUGUCACCAUGUGAUUGCAAAGCAUGAGUAUACCUUCAGCGUGGUGGAUGAAUAUCAGGAGUAUACCAUGCUCUGCAUGCUGUGUGGAAGAGCAGAAGACUCUGUUAGCGUACUGCCCGAUGACCCGCGACAGAUGGCGCCACUCUUCUAAAGAAUUCUUCUAAAUAUUUGUUUACAUCAUGUUUUUGUAUUUUUGUUGUGAUUGCAUUAAAUAUCAAUAAAAACAUGGACUGUAGCCACUGA